AUGCCGAUUACGGCCCUCCCCCAGAAUAUCGUCCGGGCAAUCGGCUCAACGUCUGUAAUCACGGACCCAUGCUCCAUCGUCAAGGAAUUGUUGGAAAAUGCUCUUGACGCAUCUGCUUCAUCCGUGUUUGUAGAAAUAUCCCAGAACACGCUGGAUGUCAUCCAGGUAAAAGACAAUGGCCAUGGUAUCCCGUCCGAAGAUCAUGCUGUCGUCUGCAGACGCACCUUCACCAGCAAGAUCCAGACGGUAGAGGAUCUCAGAAAAAUUGGAGGGAGUUCGUUGGGAUUCAGGGGGGAGGCUUUGGCUAGUGUGGCGGAGAUGUCUAGAAAUGUUGCUGUUACUACUAGGGUAGCGGCGGAAGUGGUUGGUUCAGCUAUCAAAUAUGGAAGGAAUGGGGAGUUGGUUAGCUCUCAACGUACGUCUCAUCCGGUGGGAACGACUGUCAAGAUCACGGACUUCCUUAAGCACAUCCCUGUGCGGAAACAGAUGGCGUUGAAAAGUGCGGGCAAAACGCUUUCAAAAAUCAAGAAACUCUUGCAGACAUAUGCCGUAUGUCAACCGACAAAGAGACUCUCCUUGAAAGUCAUCAAGGCAAAGAAUGAGAGCAACAACUGGAUGUAUUCUGGGAGCCAAACCGCAAGUGUCAGCGACGCAGCCUUGAAAAUCGUUGGCACGGAUGUCGCCUCGAAUUGUACAAUCAAGGAAUGGCCACUUGAGGAUGAUAGCGCAGAUUACAAGGUAGUAGCCCUUCUUGCAAAAAAAGAUGCAGAUUUUACCAGGGUCAACAACGCAGGCCAGUACUUUGGCGUCGACGGCAGACCCCUGGCCAACGGAAGGGGGGUCACGCGCGAUAUCACGAAGCUAUAUAAAAAUUAUCUUCGUUCAGUCAGCUCGUGUGGUGGGGAGUCAGAAUCAAUUAACGAUCCAUUCCUCUGCUUGCAGAUUGAGUGCACACCUGGGAGCUACGACGUCAACAUCGAACCGGCCAAAGAUGAUGUUUUGUUUGAGGAUACGCAACGAAUUCUCUCUCUGGUAGAAGAUCUUUUUCGAGAAAUGUACGGCAAUAUCACUGGGCCCUUUCAGAAAAAGCAAUCAUCGAACAAAGGAAAAGAAAGGGCGUCUUGUAACGAUGGAUUCGAGCUGCUCAUGGCACGAAAAAGCCCGGUUCCCUCAGCCUUACAAGUUCCGGCGACGAGUAGCGAUUCGGUACCUUCGUUUAUUACAUCAUCGUCAGGCUUUAGGAGACCAUCAUUGCCUAACGAUCCUCGAGAUAUCGAAGUCAACACAUGGCCAGUGGGCAAAAACUCUCAAGAUGGAUGUCGCAGAGGGAGCGGGGAUCGGGAAGCACUGAACCCAUGGUCAAUGACCAAGUUGAAUUCUCCAUUUCGCACCCCGAUGGGAACCCAGGCUGGACCAAGCUCAGUUCCCCUCAUAACGAAUACGACGAGAGAACCAGUGCGGAGACAACGCAGUGAAAAUCAGAUGUCGCCUACGCCUUCGAGAAGCUCGGUUCUACUAAGUCCACCAGCCUCGAAUUCUAAUCCCAAUUCCACGUCGACCUCCCCCAUGGAUGCUCGUCCUCUGUCAGAUGAGCAGUAUACACGAGCAUCGCCUACUGCCUCUAUACAAGGUAGUACGAGGAAAGCAAGAGAGCGUGACAGGGAGCGGUACGGCAAUGGUGCUCUCGAUACCUGGUUCUCAAGGAUCACCCAGCCGGGACUUCGUGAGAAUGAAGACCAUUGGCCCGAGAAUGAAGAAGAGGAAGAAUAUUCGUCGACUCAGUUAGCAAAAACGCGACUUGGGUCAUCGGAACAGUCGCCAUCCAAUACGCUAGAAGCCUUUGAGGACUUAUCCACCCAGAAUGGCAUUGGCAAUAUGAAAGCUACUCGUGCAUCUUCUCAGCCAUUGACACAAGACCAAGGUUCUUCAAGAGACCCAAGCCGGGUUGCAGAAGUUGCAAACAAGCGCCAGGAAUUACCGGUCAUGGAGAAAUGGUCUGCCAGACUGCACCAGCUGUCUGAACCUCAACCCAAUCCGGAAGUAGAACAAGCACUUGAUUUCGAACGUCGGAAGAAAGAAGCUAUUAUACAACGGCGAGAGGAAAUCAGGAACCGUCUUGAGACUCCCCCUUCUACAAAUUCUCCGCAUCACAGUCGAUAUCUCGCAGCUCGAGCCACGCUAAACUCACGCUCGAAUGAACAACAAAGUCAGCUACCUUUUACUCCCGAGUCGUCUACUUCGAAGUCUAUGUUGAGUCCUUUCGACCCGAGGGCAUACUUGAUCCGCCAAAACGUCUUUCCACAGGAGCAACCCCAGAACGCAAAAGCUCGACGAAUCCAAACCAGCAAAUUACCGCUUGAGAAAAUCCCUGAUGGUCAUGAUCUGCAUGAUGUUUGCUUGAUAAUGCCAUUUGACGUCUCGGGAUUGACGAACUCCAUUGAAGGGCAUUUAACGCAUGAUCUAUAUACCCAAUGUGGAGGUGAUUUUGCCGCAUUUACAGAGUCUAGGUCGGAAGAUUCGUAUACGUUCGAUCUCUGGAAAUAUCGGCUGUCAGAUUUGAUCAACGAGAACUAUGAAACUAGGGACUCUGGAGUUCCUCGUCUCGAUUUAAACCUUUCCAAUAUCUGUCAUCUACCGGAGUCCGAUUAG
Aspergillus ruber CBS 135680 is the source of this 2649-nucleotide messenger RNA. Its product is annotated as putative DNA mismatch repair protein. Gene Ontology annotation, cellular component: MutLalpha complex. Gene Ontology annotation, molecular function: ATP hydrolysis activity; ATP binding; mismatched DNA binding. The record is from RefSeq and is a predicted model, not a curated record. Lineage: Eukaryota; Fungi; Ascomycota; Eurotiomycetes; Eurotiales; Aspergillaceae. Gene Ontology annotation, biological process: mismatch repair. Bases 1 to 2649 code for a protein of 882 amino acids. The transcript is spliced from 3 exons.